GGCAUCGCCUUUCAGGCCUGGGGCAAGGAGGCAAGAGAUCUCAGCCAAAAUCAAGGUGUUUCCUUUGACACCAAUGGCAGCCCUGUUGGACAGAGAUGGGAGAGAGUUCCACAUCCUCACUCCUGUGCUGGAGAGCGCCGCCCUGUCCAAGGCUGCAGGCACCAAGGUCUACAUGAAACUGGAGAAUGUCCAACCUACUGGCUCGUUCAAGAUUCGGGGGAUUGGCUACUUCUGUCAGGAGGCCGCCAAGAAGGGCUGCAAACAUUUUGUUUGUUCAACAGGGGGGAAUGCUGGCUUCGCCACGGCCUACGCUGCCAAGAAGCUGAGGAUCCCUGCCACCAUCAUAGUGCCAACGAGCACCCCUCAGGCCACAGUGCAGAAGUUGGAAGAGCAGGGGACGGAGGUGCAGGUCUUUGGGAAGGUCUGGGACGAUGCCUACGCAAAAGCCUUGGCGUUAGCAGAUACCGAAGGCUGGGUCAGCGUCCACCCCUUCGACCAUCCUUUGAUCUGGCAAGGCCAUGCCAGCAUGGUCAGGGAGCUGAAGGAUUUGCUAGGCCACAAGCCAGGUGCCAUCGUCCUGGCGGUGGGUGGUGGAGGGCUGCUGGCUGGAGUGGUGGCCGGCCUGCAGGAUGUGGGCUGGCAGGAUGUACCCAUCAUUGCUGUGGAAACCAAAGGAGCUGACAGCUUCAAUGCAGCACUCAAGGCUGGGAGAUUGGUCACCCUCCCAGAGAUAACUAGUGUGGCCAAAUGCUUAGGAGCCAAGACAGUGUCUGCCCGGGCACUGGAAUGUGCCAGCGAAUGCCAGGUCAUCUCCCAGCUGGUGGAGGAUGUGGAAGCAGUCCAAGCCGUAGAGCUGUUCCUGGAUGAUGAGCGGAUGCUGGUCCAGCCAGCCUGUGGAGCCCCUCUGGCCUUGCUCUACAUGGGUCGUGUUCAACAGCUGCAGCGGGAAGGGCACUUGAACCCGGACCUGGACUCCAUUGUCGUCAUCGUGUGCGGGGGAAGCAGCAUCCAACUGGCUGGGCUCCAGGCUCUGAAAACCCAGCUGGGCAUGAAAUGACAGCGGAUUCCAA
Molecule: messenger RNA, 1070 nt
Organism: Chelonoidis abingdonii (Abingdon island giant tortoise)
Lineage: Eukaryota; Metazoa; Chordata; Testudines; Testudinidae
Gene: SDSL
Product: serine dehydratase like
Biological process (GO): L-threonine catabolic process; L-serine catabolic process
Molecular function (GO): pyridoxal phosphate binding; L-serine ammonia-lyase activity; threonine deaminase activity
Source: RefSeq, a predicted model, not a curated record